Molecule: messenger RNA, 2778 nt
Organism: Ruditapes philippinarum (Manila clam)
Lineage: Eukaryota; Metazoa; Mollusca; Bivalvia; Venerida; Veneridae
Exons: 16
Coding region: 430-2487 (685 amino acids)
Cellular component (GO): extracellular region
Molecular function (GO): serine-type endopeptidase inhibitor activity
Source: RefSeq, a predicted model, not a curated record
UGCUCCCUGGUCCUAUGUGCUCCGUUACCUCCGUUUCCUCCGUGCCUAAAUGGUGUUUAUACUCCAGUUGGAUCAUGUUGUCCAGUUUGCAGAGAAAAUCCGGUACGAUGUCCGCCAUUGGAAAAUGUUCCUGAAAACAUAUGUCAACUCAUUAGAUUUGCGCCAUGUAAAAAUGACAAGGACUGUGUAGGUGCUCAUAUAUGCUGUUCCAACGGUUGUGGGCUUACAUGCCAACAACCAGUUCCAGAUUGUUCAGCAGUAUCGUGUUUAAAUCCCGAUUGUUUAGUGUCUUAUGUACCACCCGGUGAAUGCUGCCCUGUGUGUGAAACAGAUUGUACAAGAGCUUUAUGUCCACCUAUAAAGUGCCCAUUUGGUUCAUACAUACCGGAAGGGAGGUGUUGUCCUACAUGCAAACCAGAUUGUUCCCGUAUGCUCUGUGUUUAUCCUUCGUGCGAAUUUGGUUUUUAUACCCCUGUUGGAUCAUGUUGUCCUGUCUGUAGAGAUUGCAGACAAGUCAAGUGUCCCCCUAUUCGAUGUCAGCAUGGUUCUUACAUACCAGACGGAGAAUGUUGCUCUGUUUGCAAGCCAGAGAAGCCAGGUGUAUGUCAAAAACCCGAAGGUUUCGGCGCAUGCGUGGAAUUAUGUUCGGGUGACCAUGAUUGUACUGGUGACCAGAAAUGUUGCUCCAACGGGUGUGGUCAUACAUGUCAGGAUCCAGGCACUGAUUGUACAAGAGCUUUAUGUCCACCUAUAAAGUGCCCAUUUGGUUCAUACAUACCGGAAGGGAGGUGUUGUCCUACAUGUAAACCAGAUUGCACAUUGGUUGAUUGUCAGCCUAUUGAGUGUCCGCAUGGUUCGUUCAUACCAGAGGGAGAAUGUUGCCCUGAUUGUAAGCCAGAUUGUUCCCGGGUACGAUGUGCUUUUCCUUCUUGCGUAAAUGGUUUUUAUACCCCUGCUGGAUCAUGUUGUCCAGUCUGUAGAGAUUGCAGACAAGUUAAGUGUCCCCCUAUUCGAUGUCGACAUGGUGCUUACAUACCAGAUGGAAAAUGUUGCUAUGUUUGUAAGCCAGAGAAGCCAGGUGUAUGUCAAAAACCCGAAGGUUUCGGCGCAUGCGUGGAAUUAUGUUCGGAUGACCAUGAUUGUACUGGUGACCAGAAGUGUUGCUCUAACGGGUGUGGUCAUACAUGUCAGGAUCCAGGCACUGAUUGCCGACAAGUUGAUUGUCCCCCUAUUCGAUGUCAGCAUGGUUCUUACAUACCAGAUGGAGAAUGUUGCUCUGUUUGUAAGCCAGAAAAACCCGGAGAAUGCCCUAAUGUCGACGGAAUGAUUGGUAUAUGCGUGUCACUUUGUUCGGGUGACCACACCUGUCCUGGAGACGCAAAAUGCUGUUCUAAUGGAUGUGGUCAUACGUGCUCAGGCGGCCCUGUUUCAGAAAUAUGUCCAAAUGGACAGAAUGGUACGUGUGGAUCAAUCGCAGGGAACACAUGUCCUGAUACUACAGAGUGCUUGUUCAAGGGAAGUUUCCCCGAUGCACAAGGGAAAUGUUGUAUCAAAGAACCCAAACCUUUAUCAGUAUGCAGAGAACCCUUAAAGAUAGGCCCAUGCAGAGCUGCAAUUCCUAGAUAUUUCUACAAUUUAACUUCGUGUAAAUGCGAAUUGUUCUCCUGGGGAGGUUGCCGACCCAAUGGGAACAAUUUCUUUGACCUUGAAUAUUGUCAAGCUUCCUGCGAGAAACCUUUGCAGUCUAAUCCAAUUUGUGAGAAAAUAGAGACUGAUAUAUGCGAUUUACCGAUCAAACCUGAUGGUGGAGGUCCAAUAGUAUGUCUUGCGUACAUACCUAGCUACGGGUUCAAUACCAAAACAUGCCGUUGUGAAAAAUUCAUGUACAGUGGCUGUGGAGGAAAUGCUAACCGGUUUGAAACGCUUGCGCAAUGUGAACAGCAAUGUGGAAAUCAUCAGUGUGAAUCACCAGUGUCUUGCAAGCAACCAGCUGACGAAGGAAGUUGCGAUGAUAAAAUAGAUAGGUAUUUCUUUAACAAACAGACAUGCGACUGCGAGAAAUUUAUUUGGACUGGAUGUGGUGGAAAUAGCAACAACUUCAAAACUCUUCAAGAGUGUAAGAGCUCUUGCCGAACAGAACCAUGUGUGAAUCCAACACCAAACUGUCUAUUACCAAAAGAGGUUGGUCCUUGUGACGCGGUAGUAAAAAGGUACUACUACAAUCCUUUAAAUGAUAAAUGCGAAAAGUUCAUAUGGGGAGGUUGUCAACCGAAUGGAAAUAAUUUUGAAAGUAAACAGAUUUGUAAUAAAGCUUGUAAGAAAGCCGUGUGCUCACUUCCGGCAGCUGUCGGGCGGUGUAGAGCACGUAUUGAGAGGUAUUUCUAUAACUUCGAAACAAAGGAAUGCGAAGUGUUCUAUUGGGGAGGGUGUGGUUCGAACGGAAAUAAUUUUAAAUCAGCAAAAGCGUGCGAAAAAGUGUGUGCCUAAAUAAAUAAUGGCGUAUAUCAAUCUACUGAAUGGAAUCAACAGUAAAAAUAUAACAUCAGACAGACUACACAUUCAAUUAAUAUCUAAAAUCAUUGUAUUAUUAUAACAAAGAAAAACUGUAAAUUUCAUUGAUUAGAAAAAUGAGUAUUUCGAUUCAAUGCCCAAUUAUAAAUUGAUGUGAAUAUCAUCUUUAUGAGAAAUAUCGAAAGAAAUGACUGAUUUGAAUAACAUGCGUUUUAAUCAACAUUUGGAUAAUAAAGUAAGUAACACUCAGUCAUGUGUUGGUUUUGU